UGAAAAGAACAGACCAUAUGACUAAUAGCUUAUUGUAGAAGGCCCAUAAAGAACAGAUUUUCUUAUUGGGUGACGUAAGGAGCGUGACCUUCCGUAAUAUUUGGUUGCUUCAAAUUUUACGAUGAUUUUGUGUCUUCAAUAGUGCUUUAUCUAUGACAAUAUGCGUUGACGAUAAAGCAGUUAUCGGCCAUCUAUCAAGAGUACGAGUUAAGGUUUAGGUGAUGUACGCAGCGUAUUAUGAUAAUUUAUUGGAAGUAGAUACGUGAUUUUUUUAUUACAAAAUGGAACCAAAGAUAAUUGUUUUGAGCUUAUUCAUAUUCUUUUUCCUUGCAACAUCGGCCAGUGACACUCAAAAUACACCGAAAAAGAAAUCAUGGCGCGACAAGGAUAUACGAGAUAUGACAGAAGCAGAUUUGGAACAUUUGUUGGAUCAGUGGGAAGAAAAUGAUGAACCUUUAGAACCAGAUGAAUUGCCAGAGCACUUACGUCCCAGUCCAAAAAUAGACUUGUCUAAGAUAGAUACUACAAAUCCAGAUAAUUUACUGAGAGUAACCAAAAAGGGAAAAGGUGUUAUGAUGUUUGUGGAUAUGAGGCAAGAUAUUUCAGAAGAGCAAGCUGAUGUUGUGAUGCGUAUUUGGCAGACUAGUUUGCAAAAUAAUCAUAUCAUUGCAGAGAGGUAUCCAAUAGAUACUAGAAGAUCAAUAUACAUGUUCCGCGAUGGUUCUCAGGCUGUUGAUGCUAAAAAUUACUUGCUAGAGCAACCUGAACUAUCUCAUCUCACUCUUGAAGGGCAGACUUAUUAUAGGGAUAGUCAACAACAGGCUGCAGUUGAUGAAUUGGUAAAGAAGCAAACUGCAAAAGCGAAACAAACCAGGGUUGAUCUGUAACAUUAUGUAUAUGAUGUCUCAGUGUAAGCAUUUCUCAAAUAUUUCUACUUAAAUCUAUUUAAAUAUUUCUACUUAUAUAUUUCUAAAUAGAAAUUUUUUUGGACAAUAUUUUUUCUACAUUUGUUAGUGAUGUAAUUUAUUUAAGGGGCACAGUGUUAGAUGUGUUCCUACUAAAAUAUAUGGACUGAAUAAAAUGGUUCUUAUGCUA
Messenger RNA from Harpegnathos saltator (Jerdon's jumping ant), 1095 nucleotides. RefSeq names its product LDLR chaperone boca (gene boca). Gene Ontology annotation, biological process: protein folding. The transcript is spliced from 6 exons. Lineage: Eukaryota; Metazoa; Arthropoda; Insecta; Hymenoptera; Formicidae. The record is from RefSeq and is a predicted model, not a curated record. Bases 282 to 887 code for a protein of 201 amino acids.